This is a messenger RNA of Penaeus monodon (black tiger shrimp), 1503 nucleotides long. RefSeq lists its product as uncharacterized. Lineage: Eukaryota; Metazoa; Arthropoda; Malacostraca; Decapoda; Penaeidae. The record is from RefSeq and is a predicted model, not a curated record. Gene Ontology annotation, molecular function: chitin binding. Gene Ontology annotation, cellular component: extracellular region.
AUGGUUGGUUGUGAGAAGGCCCUCGGCUUGGACUCUAAAAUGUUUGAGGACUUGUGGUUACAUUGCCAGUAUUCAUCGAUCGAUAAAGAGAUCAUGUGGAGCUUAGCGGUUUUCAGUGUUACGCAUGUAUUUACAGCCGACGGCACCUUUGAAAUGGCCCGAUUCUUCCACGUGGAGUCAUCACUGGUCCUUGUGAUGAGAAUUAAUCGGUGUUCACUCGACGCUGAACAGAUGUACGCACACUACAGCUGCACAAGUUCGUCAGUUUCUCUUGUGACACCAUUGGGUUCUGUUGCGUGCAGUACUUGCACAGCUUCAGUGUUCCAUACUAAACAGCCUCGGUACCACAGUCUUGUGUAUCGGCAGCACACGAAGGAGAAUUUCGGCUUGCAUAUAGAAUCUGUAUUCAGUACCUUAUCGCAAGGGAGAAUGUGCUACUGGGCUCUAGUGUCCUUCGUCCUUGUGGCGGCCCUCCAAAGCGACAUCGCAGCGUGCCAGGAAUCCUGCCAGCCAGAGUGCACUGGAGCCAAGCCCUUCGUUCCACCUAUGAACUGCACUCGUUAUUACUUCUGCUUGGCUGACGGAAGCCCAACAGACGCUCCACUGACGUGCAAAGACGGGAUGGAAUUCAACCCCGAGACGGGUUACUGCGAACCGGGAGAUCCUGCGAAUCCUUGUACUGCGCUCUGCCCGGUCCCCCAGUGCAGCUUCAAGUGCACCCUCGGCGGUGAAAGCGUUGGUUUGGUCCGGGACCCUUACGACUGCGGUAUGUUUCACGUGUGCACGCCAGCCGGUACAUUCGGGCCGUUCCAGUGCCAAGCCAACGUUCCUUAUUUCAACGGCGACAUCUGCGUGGAGAAGGAGGACGUCUGCUGUACCCAAGGUUGCAGGCCAUUCUGCGAGUCCUCCGCUGGCCUUGCUCAGGAUCCUCUCGACUGCAGAAAGUACUACAACUGCUCGGCCGGCGAUCUGGGGGCGCCGCUGUCGUGUUUGGAGGGCAGCACUUUCGACCCCGCGAUCGGCCAGUGCGUCGAGGGCAGGCCUUGUCGGGACUGCGGUGGCGGUUCGGGCGUCACCGAUACCUCCGUCAUAGUCCCGGCCGAUACCACUAUCACCGCUACCGCACACCCAGCCGAUACCACAAAAGCACCCCCAACAACAACAACAGCACCUCCAGCCGCAAACACAACGACUCCGCCCUCUUGCAACGUCCCCGCUGUUUGUUCAGCAAGUGGGAAUUUCCCGAUAUGUAAUUUCUGCCAUGAGCGGUACUAUUUCUGUCCCAGAGUCGGUGCAAAACCAUCCAUAAUGAAUUGCAUUAAUGAUCUGGUCUUUAACACUGAGCUGUCCUAUCCCUACUGUAUAUUAAGGGAUAUUUGUCCUUUUACGUCAUCAGGAUAGUAAGCGAUAUAUUUUUUUAGUUUUAUUAUUGUUGUUGAUAGUUUUUUCACUUCAUUUUUCCGUUAAGUUGUAUGGAGGAGCUAAUAAUAUCUGAUAAUGAUC